AUGCUUCGGAAGGCCCGCCCUCCAGGCGGUCCAGGGGAGGGACCGGCAGCCCGAGGCCGGUCCCAGGCCAGCGCGGUGCAGCGUGCGGGGUACACUGACUGGCGAGGGGGUGGUAGUGGUGUGCUCCCCACGCCCGAGCGCCUUCUAGGGCGGGGAGGCCCGCAGGGAUUUGGGAGCUCUGGGGAGCUGCGCGCCUGUGGUUUCUCGUUGUCGGAGAGCCGUGCGCCGGGGCCACCGAGCCAAGCUCCGCCGCCCCGCUGUCCCGGGCCGGGUGUGGACCUAAAAAUACCCGGCGGCUUGGAGCCUGUGCUCCGGGUGCGGGAGGGUCCGGCCGGGCCGCAGAGGGCGUCUGGAGACCGGAGAAACGGCGGACGCCUGGCCCCUCGCCUUGGCCGGGGCUGUCCCUUUAAAUCCUGGAGGAGGCAAAGAGAAAAAAAGGAAAGAAAGAGAAAAGACGAGGAGCCCCAAGCUGAGGGUGGCUCUGCCCGGCCCCGCACUCCGCCCCCCGCGCCGCGUCCUGACUGCCGCCCGCCGCCCCUGCGGGUCCUGGGCGCCCCGCCCGCCGCCACAGUUACUGUCAAAAUAGAAAUUAAUUGGAGCCGAGGAGGAGGUUGGGACGCAGCAAGUGCAUGUGUGGCAGGGCGGGGAGGGGGCGUAGGGGAGGGAGCGGGAGCCGGCGAGGGGCAACCGCAGACAUCCGGGCCCUUUAGCCUAGUGCGCACCCCGAGCCGGUGGCGCGGGCAGCGCGGGCGCGGGGCGCGGGGCGCGGGGCUGACAGCCGCGGAGGCGCGGGAGGCGGGGCGCAGGGAGGGCGGAGGCGAGGCGCGGGGAGGGAGGAGCUGCCGCGCGCCCGCCACAGCCGCUCGGCUCCACACCGCGGGCGCAGCCCGGCCACGAGACUCUGACAGCCCCGCGGCCCGCGCUGCUUCGGCGCGCAGGGACAGACGAACCGCAGCGGCGGCGAAGGAGGACGCGAGGACCGCGGCCCGGCGCCAAGUGCUGGAGGCGCGCAGGUCGGGCGGCGCGCAGAGGUCUCACUCUGAAGCAGCAGGGCACUCGGAAGGCCACACCACCCCCAAGGAGCAGGCCCAGCCAAGAGAAGGUAAGAGAUGGCGUGGAGCCCUCCAGAGCCUGCAGCGUGAGCACCAUCUGCAGCGCGUUGGACCUGGAGCCUCCAAGGCAGGACUGCUUCACUGGGGAGACUCAAGAGGAAUUGAUACUUCGGCCCCCAGUGACAUGUACACGGUGUAAUGACAGGUAAUGAACCUGAGGUUCAUCAAUCCUUUCUGAAUGAUGUGGCAGGUAGGAGAAUAUAUCAGCCUGGAGUAGACAUACAAUGUCAACUCUUGGGAAGAUAACUAUGCAAACAGAGCAGAGUAAGGCCUGAUAAGAUGAUAGAUGCAUGCUUUAUAGUUAUUAGUUUCUGCCCCAAGCCCUUGCUGGAGUUAGCACCAGAAGAUUUAGCAUCAGGCAGGUUCACUUACUCUACCUUGUAGGAAGGCAUGAUGCCAUUAUGGAUGUAUCACCUCCUGUUUUAAGACCUCAGAGUAACAAAUCAAGGAGUCAUUAUUUCCCAUAGCUCCCUUGGGAGGCAGGGCAUGAAUGCUGGUGGGGAAACAGAGGCAGCAAGACAGGCAGGAACUCUUUCCUAUAUUGGUGAUACCUGAGCGACAGACCUGGAGGCCCCAUUGGCUGAGAAGUGUUCCGGGUUGGAUCAGAUUUCUUGAAUGACAGGUGAGGUAAUGGGUUGGUAUUUCUUGUUAAAAAGGAAGUAGGGACUUUGUGGCUUCCUUCAGCCCUCCAAAGAUGCCAGGGCAAGUAGCAGAUGAUCAAGGUUGGCUAGGGGAGGUCAUGAGUAGGGGUCUGGAGAGCUCAGGAAGGGGCUGGCAGACACUCUAGGUCUAGCAGGUAAUUGGAGGAGAUCAGCCAUGGCAGAAAACAUUAAGAAGGUCCUCAGAGUCUAGAGGACAAAGCCCUGAGGCAAAAGGACCAGGAUCUAGUGGGAUGGAGACCCCAAAGAUGAGUUCUGAUCUGAUGGAGGGCCUGUUCCCAUUGGCCACCUGGUGGAGAACCUGUUCCCACUGGCCAUUUGGCUACUGUAUCAUACUGGGUACUACUCUGGCCAUUUCCACCAUGGGGUAAACAACAGGCUAGGGUGGGAGCAAAAAUAGCUUGGGCCUUGGGAAACUGACCAGGGCAGGGGGAGAAAGCCAGUGACCUGGGGCAGGAGGCCCAAGUGGGUGGGGCAAAUUCCAUUCCUGUGCAGGCCAGUGUCAGGGUCCAUGAGGCCUAGCCAAAGGGUGGGGCGGGGCAGAGUCUUAGGACUUCUGGGUGGCCUUGUUCUAAAUCAGGCAGAAAGAAUAAGAUGAAGAAGAAAUCCAGAAAACAACCCAAUUCUAGGAAAUGGAUCAGCUUCAGGCACCAGGCAGGCCCAGGACUUGACUUUUGUCUAUAUGAACAAAUGGAAGGGGAAUCGAACUUUGGGGUGGGAGGGAUCCCAGCGAGGAUAGUCAGGGGUCUGGCUAGGCCUGGGGGUACUUUGCUAUGGAGCUGACAUCUUCAUAAUUUCCUGCGGCUAGCUGUGUCCCCAGGCACCCUAGACCCUAGUGUACUGGCCCUGGGCUAUCCUCAGAGCCCUGUCUCUCAGUGGAAGAGGUGGUCUGUGCAUUUUCAGCUUGGCUAGGGACCUGGGCAGGGCUGAAUCUGCGGGGCCUUGUGAUGGGAAGUAAUGGGGGCAGGAGGAGGCAGAAAAAGCCCAGCCCUGCAGGUGUGUGUGUGUGUUAAGUCGCUUCGGUUGUAUCCACCCGUUUGUGACCCUAUGGACUGUAUGCAGCCCGCCAGGCUCCUCUGUCCAUGGGAUUCUCAGGCAAGAAUACUGGAGCCAUGCCCUGCUCCAGGGGAUCUUCAGGUGGGUGGGUGAGGACUUCUCAUGUGUGCAGCCUUAAGAAGGUUAGGGGCAAAAUACAUUCUGAUUAAGUCAAGAAAGAACAGCAGAUUGAAUCUAUCAGAAGGUUCUUAACCUAGUUUCUCAAUAUUUACCAAGUACCUGUUUUGCACUCGGCACCAUGCUAGUGCCAGACAAAGAUGCAUGAGAUGUGUCUGCUCCCAGGGGAGGGAAUAAAGGGCAGAGGGAAAAAGCAUGGGAGUAGAGACAGAUCCCAGAUUCUGGGAGCCUCAGGCUCCUGUCUUCAAAAUGGGAACAAGACUUCCUCACUCAUAGGCUGGUUGGGAGAAUUAAAUAAAACGAGACGUGCAAAGCACCCAGCACUGCAGCUGGCACCGUAAUAAGUGAUCAGCCAUUUAGUUUGCUUCCAUUGUUCUGCUCUUGGAGGAGCUCACGGUCUGCAGGCAGGAGGGAGUAAAGAAGCCUGGGAGAAACGCAUCCGAAUUCCCAGGACUUCCAACCGCGAACUGGUUUGAAGCUGGACACGACUGAUCAACUUAACACAGUUGAGGCCUGGGCUUUGGAAACCUGGUUCUCAGCAUUCCUCUGGCUGUGGAAAAUGUGGUUUAAGGUGGAUCCAAACACUCGGAAAUGGUGACUGUGUGCAAGUGCUUUGGCAGUGGCUGGGCCUGGAGAUG
Bubalus bubalis (water buffalo) is the source of this 3582-nucleotide messenger RNA. Its product is annotated as translation initiation factor IF-2-like. NCBI's taxonomy places the organism in Eukaryota, Metazoa, Chordata, Mammalia, Artiodactyla, Bovidae. Bases 1 to 1251 code for a protein of 416 amino acids. The record is from RefSeq and is a predicted model, not a curated record. The transcript is spliced from 3 exons.